Molecule: messenger RNA, 1041 nt
Organism: Ahaetulla prasina
Lineage: Eukaryota; Metazoa; Chordata; Lepidosauria; Squamata; Colubridae
Gene: STK32A
Product: serine/threonine kinase 32A
Exons: 10
Coding region: 82-1041 (319 amino acids)
Biological process (GO): G protein-coupled receptor signaling pathway; regulation of signal transduction; protein phosphorylation
Molecular function (GO): ATP binding; G protein-coupled receptor kinase activity; G protein-coupled receptor binding
Source: RefSeq, a predicted model, not a curated record
GAUCAUUUUGAAAUUCUCAGAGCCAUUGGAAAAGGAAGCUUUGGAAAGGUAUGCAUUGUUCAGAAGAAAGAUACCAAGAAAAUGUAUGCAAUGAAGUACAUGAAUAAACAAAAAUGUGUGGAACGGAAUGAAGUGCGAAAUGUAUUCAAAGAGUUACAGAUCAUGCAGGGACUGGAACAUCCUUUCCUUGUAAACUUGUGGUACUCAUUCCAGGAUGAAGAAGACAUGUUUAUGGUGGUGGAUCUGCUUCUUGGAGGAGAUUUACGUUACCACCUGCAGCAAAAUGUCCGUUUUGAAGAGGAGACUGUGAAACUAUUCAUCUGUGAGCUAGCACUGGCAUUGGAUUAUCUCCAAAGCAGGAACAUCAUCCACAGAGACAUAAAGCCUGAUAACGUCUUACUGGAUGAGCUGGGGCAUGUUCAUGUAACAGAUUUCAAUAUUGCUACAGUGAUAACUAAUGAUACACAGAUUACUAACAUUGCUGGCACGAAACCAUAUAUGGCACCUGAGAUGUUUACUGCUACAAAAACUUCAGGUUAUUCCUAUGCUGUUGAUUGGUGGUCAUUAGGAAUUACAGCCUAUGAACUCCUCAGAGGCCGGAGACCAUACCACAUUCGCUCUAGUAAUUCUGCCAAUGAAAUUUUGCAUGUGUACAAGACGGCCACCAUCAUGUAUCCUGCUGCUUGGUCACAGGAUAUGAUCUCACUGAUUAAAAAGUUAGUGGAAAUAAAUUCAGAAGAAAGGUUUUUUCAACUGAGUCAUAUCCAGGAGUUUCCUUACUUGGCUGAUAUCAACUGGGAUGCUGUUUUACAGAAGACAGUAUUGCCUGGAUUUCUUCCUAAUAAAGGGAAGUUAAACUGUGAUCCAACCUUUGAACUUGAAGAAAUGAUCCUGGAGUCAAAGCCACUUCAUAAAAAGAAGAAGCGCUUGGCUAAGAAGGAGAAGGAAAGCAACAAAAAUGAAUCCUCAGAGGCCUGCCAGCUGCAGAAAAACCUGGAGUCAAUACAAAGAGACUUCAUGAUUUUCAACAGAGAAAAGUAA